UUUCUCUCUCUCCACCACCUCUGCAUGCUCUCAAUUAUUUCCAGAGUUCUUAAACACUACUUGUGAUUGAUUAUCUGUUUUCAUCAGAUUAGAGAAGAAAGAAGAAGGAUUAAUCAAAUAUGUCAUCAAGUUCUGCUGCAUCCAAAUCUUUCCAUAGGUCUGACAGAAACCACAUUCCUCAUGGCCAUUCAUUAUCUUCUUCUUCAUCUUCUUCCUUAUCGAAGAGCGUUGACGGAACCCUAUCUGUUCGGAACAAGUCCAUGGCUCCUCCCCCUCGACGCUCCGCCACUCCUAAUCCCCGCCCUCGCUCUCGCGACGAUGACGGCGCAGAACCUGCAAGAGUGAGGGUUGCUAUAAGAGUUAGACCGAAAACUUCGGAGGAGGAAGCUGAUUUUACGGAUUGUGUUGAGUUGCAACCUGAGCUGAAGAGACUGAAGUUGAUAAAGAAUAAUUGGAAUUCUGAAUCUUAUAGAUUCGACGAACUAUUUUCCGAGACUGCUUCACAGAGGCGUGUUUAUGAAGUGGUUGCGAAACCGGUCGUUGAGAGUGUGUUGAAUGGAUUUAAUGGGACCGUUAUGGCCUACGGUCAAACAGGUACAGGCAAAACUUACACAAUUGGUAGAUUGGGAAAAGAGGAUGUAUCUGAACGUGGUAUUAUUGUUAGAGCACUGGAAGAUAUAAUUGCCAGUACAUCUGGUUCAUCUGACAUCGUUGAAGUAUCUUAUUUGCAGUUAUAUCUGGAAUCUGUACAAGAUUUGCUUGCUCCAGAGAGGACUAACAUCCCCAUUGUUGAAGACCACAAGACUGGGGAAGUGACUUUGCCAGGUGCUUCAGUAGUUAAAAUUCAGGAUGUUGAUCAUUUUCUUCAAGUUCUUCAAUUAGGGGAAUCAAACCGUCAAGUUGCAAAUACAAGAAUGAAUACAGAGUCUUCUCGCAGUCAUGCAAUCUUUAUGAUUUAUGUUCGUCGAUCUAUCCAUGAGAAAGAGGAAAAUCAUUCUGUUUCUGGAGAAAAGAGACAUACAGACCUAAUGGGUGAACAUGGCAUACCAACAGUUCAUAAAAGUAAGAUGCUGAUUGUGGAUCUUGCUGGCUCUGAGAGACUGAACAAAUCAGGCAGUGAAGGUCACUUAGUUGAAGAAACUAAAUUUAUCAAUCUUUCUCUUACAUCCCUUGGAAAGUGUAUUAAUGCAUUGGCCGAAAAUAGUCCGCACAUACCAACUAGAGAUUCCAAAUUGACGAGACUUCUUCGCGAUUCAUUUGGAGGCUCAGCAAGGACCUCACUUAUAGUAACAAUCAGUCCAUCUUCUCGACAUCUUGCAGAAACUACAAGCACCAUAAUGUUUGGGCAACGGACUAUGAAAGUAAUGAACAUGGUAAAGCUUAAGGAAGAGUUUGAUUAUGAAAGUUAUUGUCGGAAACUGGGGAAUGAGAUGGAGCAUCUAACUGCUGAGGUGGAUAGACAACAAAAAGCAAGGGACAAUAUGAAAAUUGAAAUGGAGAUAAAGUUGAAAGAGUGUCAGAAAUUCUAUUCUGACACAGAGAGGAGUUUGAUUAUGAGGUCCGAGUUUCUAGAGAAGGAGAAUGCUCUUUUGGAAACUGAGAUGAAGGCUAUAGUGAAUGAACUAAUUCAUGUCAAGGAUCAUAAUGUUUUUAUGCACAAUGAAGUUGAUCGCUUGGAAACUAGUCUAAAUCAAAGCAAGCAGCAAGAACUUGAGCAUUUGGCAUAUCAGCAAGUACUUGCAGACACCAUCCAAAUGUAUGAGACGAAGAUAUCAGAUUUAAUGAACCAACUAAGUGGUGAGUGUACCCGCUCUGAAUGUUCUGAAGCACAACUUGAUGUAAUGAAGAAGCAAGAAUAUGAUCAUCAAAGGUCAAUGCAGAACUAUCAGGUGGAAAUUUCUUCAUAUCAGAAAGCCCUUGCUGAUACCACUCAAUUGUAUGAGAAGAAAAUAAAAGAUUUAGAGCACCAGCUAAAUGAUAUGCAUGCACAAUGUGGAGGAAUGGAUAAAGAGAUUGAUAUAGCAGAGACACAUUUGCAUGAACAACAAAACUCAAUGCAGCUUCAAAGGCAAGAAGAGUUUGAUGAGCUAAAGGUGAAGUUACAAGAAAUUCACGGGCUGCACGAAAUGACCAUUGAUGAGCUUGAAUCUCUACGGCAUGAAUAUAAUGCACUAUUAGUAGAAAAGGCCUCGCUUAAAGAUGAUAUAUGUGGGAUGAAGCACGACCUUCAAGUAGAAGAAAGCAAAAGGAAAGCUGUUGAGACUGAACUGCUCAAGUUUAAGAAACUUGUACCUGGAACUGAUGAUGACUUUGAGGACAAGAUAUUGGACAUGAACGAAAAUUCAUCUAAGCCCCUUGGUUUACACAAAUCAAAGCAAUCAAGAGAGAUAAUUUUUGGUCAAAGGGCAACCAUUGCAAAACUGUGUGAAGAAGUUGGCCUGGAGAAGAUACUACAUUUGCUGUCAUCUUGUGAUCUAGAUGUUCAAAUUCAUGCAGUGAAAAUGGUGGCCAAUCUUGCUGCUGAAGACGAUAAUCAGGAAAAGAUUGUAGCUGAAGGCGGUCUAGAUGCACUGCUUAUGCUGUUGCAAACAUCCGAAAAUACAACCAUAUUAAGGGUGGCCUCUGGUGCAGUUGCCAAUUUGGCUAUGAAUGAGAUGAAUCAAAACCUAAUAAUGAGUAAAGGUGGUGGUCCAUUGUUGGCAAUGACCAGUUCCAAAACAAAUGAUCCACAAACUCUAAGAAUGGUUGCUGGAGCAAUUGCAAACCUUUGCGGAAAUGAGAAGUUACAUGUGAAACUCGUUGAAGAUGGAACUAUUAAAUCGCUCCUGGGAAUGGUUAGAUCUGGGAACAAUGAUGUCAUUGCUCAAGUUGCAAGAGGAUUAGCCAACUUUUCAAAAUGUGAAUCACGUGGGAUUAUUAAAGGACAUAGAAAGGGACGUUCACUUCUGAUGGGUGAUGGAGCUCUCACAUGGCUAAUUGCCAAUAAUACUACUACUUCCACUGUCCCGGCUCCUACUCGACGCCAUAUUGAACUUGCUCUCUGCCAUUUAGCGCAAAACGAGGACAAUGCCAAAGACUUUAUAUACAGCGGAGGUGUUAAAGAGCUGGAGCGGAUCUCCAACGAGUCAACUAGAGAAGAUAUCCGGAGCCUAGCAAAGAAAACACUGAACAUGAGUCCAGUAUUCAAAGUUCAAAUUUUGCGGGCAUCAUAGUGUCUGAUCACUUCAUAUCAAAGGAAUUCAUUUUAUUGAUCAGAAGAAGCCUAUUUAUUAGCUGCGAUAUAAAGUUUAACUGAGAUUUUCAGUUGUAAAGUUCUUCAAUCCCUCUGGGGAUGUUAUUGUCUGUGAAUAUCCUUUUAAGGGUCUUAUUCUUAUUGUAAAUUUAUACCCCCUGACGACAAAUUUAUACUCUCUUUAUCCUAAAAAUAAUGUACAAUAUUACAUACACAUUGUUAAUUUAAUUGGAUGUUUAUCUAAAUUUAA
Messenger RNA from Impatiens glandulifera, 3482 nucleotides. Its product is annotated as kinesin-like protein KIN-UC. Gene Ontology annotation, biological process: microtubule-based movement. The transcript is spliced from 21 exons. The coding region runs from base 120 to 3212 and encodes 1030 amino acids. Lineage: Eukaryota; Viridiplantae; Streptophyta; Magnoliopsida; Ericales; Balsaminaceae. The record is from RefSeq and is a predicted model, not a curated record. Gene Ontology annotation, molecular function: ATP binding; microtubule binding; microtubule motor activity.